AUUACUUCUGCCAAAGAACGUCAAGCCAAAAACAUCAACCCUAACCAUGAAGAUCACAAUUUUCGUCACCGUCGUUUUGACCGCCGUCGUCGGAAUGGUUUUCGCCGACGACAGAUUCAAUAACUGGAACAACAACAAUGGAUGGGGAAAUGAUGACAACGGAUGGGGAAAUGAUGACGGAUUCGGCGGUGCAUCGUUCGGUGGCGCUUCAUUUGGCGGUGGUUCAGUUGGCGGUAUCGGACAUAUCAGCGGAGGUAUCGGCGGUGGAUACGGUCCUAGCUACGGUGCUAGUAUGGGCAGUGGAUACGGUGCUGGAUACGGCUCUGGUUACGGUUCUAGCUACGGAUCUAGCUACGGCAAAGUAAUGGCACAGGCUGCAUACAUUCCAGUCCCAGCAGCACCAAAGGCCGCCGGAGGUCUUGGAAUGUCCAUCUUGCCCCUGUUCUUCUUGUUGUUCCUUCUCCCACAAUUGUUCAACACCAACGCCAACCAAGACCAGAUUAUUCUCCUCAACUCAACAGUUUCUGGAAAAUAAACUAAACUUUGCCAAUAUUAUUCUGUGAUAUGUUCCUUUUCCUGUUUGACACAUACAGUACCUGGUGAUGUGCAGUGCAUUUGUAAUCUUGUCACAGUGCUAACAUCUGUUGUGUUUUGUAUUAUAUUAACUUAUAAAUUAUUAAAGAAAAAAUCUAAACAAAA
Messenger RNA from Ruditapes philippinarum (Manila clam), 699 nucleotides. RefSeq lists its product as uncharacterized. NCBI's taxonomy places the organism in Eukaryota, Metazoa, Mollusca, Bivalvia, Venerida, Veneridae. The record is from RefSeq and is a predicted model, not a curated record. The coding region runs from base 47 to 535 and encodes 162 amino acids. The transcript is spliced from 4 exons.